This is a messenger RNA of Rhizophagus irregularis DAOM 181602=DAOM 197198, 2104 nucleotides long. NCBI's taxonomy places the organism in Eukaryota, Fungi, Glomeromycota, Glomeromycetes, Glomerales, Glomeraceae. The record is from RefSeq and is a predicted model, not a curated record.
UGACGAUCCUGUUCAUUUACGUAAUUACAAAAAAAGAAUUAAAAGAAAAAAGAACAAUAAAAAUAAUAAUACUAUUAAUAAUAAUAAUAAUGAUAAUAUUUUGAAUGAGGAAUUAGAAGAUAACAUUAAUCAAACAAAUGUAGUAAAUAAUACAAAAGCGUUUUUCAAUAUGGGAACUCUUAAUAUUAGAGGAAUGACAAAAUUAAAAAUGAUGAAUAUUAAAGAUGUGUUAACGAAAUAUAAUUUUGAUGUUUUAGCGGUUACUGAAACAAAAAUUAAUAUUAAAUAUGGAAAAUUUUUAAUGCAAGAAGUUGGAAUUAACAAAAAUUAUACGAUGUUUGGAACAAUAGAUAAUACCAAUAUUAAUAGUACAGGACUCUUAGUCUUUAUUAAAAAUAAUAUAGCAAAUCACGUAACCAAAGUUCAAAAUCAUAUGGGAAGAAUAUUAGAAAUAAAUCUUAAUUUUAGCAAACACAACAAAUUAUCAAUAAUAUCAAUAUACAAUAAAAGUGGUAAUUCAACUGAGGCAAGGAAUUUACAACAAACUAUUAAUCAAUUAGUGAUAAAUAUGAUUAAAGAUACACGAAGGAAUCAAUAUCAGACAAUGCUAUUAGGAGAUUUCAACCUUAGAUAUGCUAAAUAUGAAAAAUUAAAAAAUAGAGGCGUUAGAAUAGACAAUCAACUUAGUAUUUUUAAAUAUCUGGAAAACCAUGAUUUUAUAGAUGUACAUAAAGAUUCCUUAGAAAUAGAUGAUCAGCAACUAAUGGAACGCUUUAGCACAUUUAGCAAUUAUGCCACAUUCUCUCGUAUUGAUUAUAUAUGGAUGACAAAUAAUCUUUAUAAUGCAGUAAUAAAAACAAAUAUAGUAGAAUAUAAUAGGAUGGAUACUGACCAUAAGCUAAUAUAUGUUAGAUUAAACAGAAGAAUUAUAAUUUCACAACCAUCACUACCAACCAAAAUAAAAAGAUCUUAUAGAAUAAAAUAUUACUAUGAGGAAUUAAACGAUGAUGAUAAACAGAUGAUCACUGACACAGCUGCUAAGGAAUUAGAAAAUAGGUUAAAAAAUUAUAAACCUAGUAAUAUAGAAGAGAAAUGGAAUAUUUAUAACCAUGUGAUUUCUAUAACAAAGAAAAGCCAUAUAAAACAUAGCGAAAUUAAAAUAUCUUUUGAAAAAGAAGAUCAAGAUAUCAAAAAUACAUUGGAAUAUAGAUUUUAUAGAUAUAUAGUUUACAUUAGAAGGAGUCUAAAAAAAGAUAAAAAAUUUGCAAUGAUUAAAGACAAUUGGAAAAUUAUAAUCAAAAAUUUACGCUCUAUGAUUAAAGCCUUAGAAAUUAAUAAUGAAUUUUAUGUGUUAAGUUAUAACUUUAGAAAAAUUCUUAAGUAUACAUAUUUGAAGGAAAUGAAAGAACUAUAUUCUAUAGCAUAUAUAUUUUUGAAUACUGAGAUGAUAAAGAGGAAAGAACAAAAGAUUAUGGAAGCAAUAGCUAAGCGACAACAGGAUUUAGAAUACAAUCAAAGACAUAUGAUCGAUAAUGUUAUGGAAAGGGAAUUCAAAAAAAUUAAUAUAGAUAGGUUAAUAGUGCAAGAUAAAGAUGGAGAAGAUAUUUUAGUAACGAAUGAAGGAGAAAUUAAAAAGUUAGUGGCAAAUCAUUUCCAGAAUUGUGCAGGAUCUAUAAAUUGCGAAAAAGAAAUUCCAGCUGAAUGGAUUGAUGAAUAUAGGCCAAAAGAAGAAUUAUCUGAAUCAACAUAUGAUAGUGUUUUAGCUCCUAUAACUUUGGAAGAAAUAAUUGAGAUAGGAAAAAUGUUACCAGGAAAAAAAGCAAAUGACGAAGUUUAUAAUUUAAAAGGGACGAUUCUAUUGCCGACCACAGUUUUACCAGAAAAAGGAGCAACAGUUGUUUCAAAAAUGACUAGAGGAGUUUCACAAAAUUGAACAAUCUUUGGAAGAAUUAUUAAAAUAGAUAGGGAUAAUAAUGUAGUAUUUUUUAAUCAUUUUGAAAACUUGACAGAUGAUUAUGAAAAAAAUAUAAUCCUAAGGAAGUGUAAAGGUUGUGAGUUAGGGAUAAUUAAUGCAGAUGUAUUCAAAGGAGAAAUUAAAAGUAAU